Pocillopora meandrina is the source of this 3083-nucleotide messenger RNA. Lineage: Eukaryota; Metazoa; Cnidaria; Anthozoa; Scleractinia; Pocilloporidae. The record is from the annotation of a GenBank genome assembly.
GUAGCUGUGGUAGGUGUAGUACCUGUACUAGGUGUAGUACCUGUAGUAGCUGUAGUACCCAUAGUACCUAUAGUACCUGUAGUAGCUGUAGUAAAUGUAGUACGUGUAGUAGCCGUAGUAGCUGUAGUACGUGUGGCAGCUGUGGUAGGUGUAGUAGCUGUGGUAGGUGUAGUACCUGUAGUAGGUGUAGUACCUGUAGUAGCCGUAGUACCUAUAGUACCCAUAGUAGCUGUAGUAGCUGUGGUGGCUGUAGUACGUAUAGUAGCCGCAAUAGCUGUAGUAGCUGUAGUAGCUGUAGUACCUAUGGUACCUAUGGUACCUAUGGUACCUAUCGUACCUAUUGUAGCUGUAGUAGCUGUAGUAGCUGUAGUAGCUGUAGUAGCUGUAGUAGCUGUAGUAGCUGUAGUAGCUGUAGUAGCUGUAGUAGCUGUAGUAGCUGUAGUAGCUGUAGUAGCUGUAGUAGCUGUAGUAGCUGUAGUAGCUGUAGUACCUGUAGUAGCCGUAGUAGCUGUAGUAGCUGUAGUAGCUGUAGUAGCUGUAGUAGCUGUAGUGGCUGUGGUGGCUGUAGUGGCUGUAGUGGCUGUAGUAGCUGUAGUGGCUGUGGUGGCUGUGGUGCGUGUAGUAGCCGUGGUACCUGUAGUGGCUGUGGUACGUAUGGUGCCUAUGGUACCCUGUGGUGCCUGUGGUGGCUGUGGUACCUGUGGUGCCUGUGGUACCUGUAGUGGCUGUGGUGCCUGUGGUGCCUGUGGUGGCUGUAGUGGCUGUGGUGCCUGUGGUGCCUGUGGUGGCUGUGGUACCUGUGGUACCUGUGGUGGCUGUAGUGGCUGUGGUGGCUGUGGUGCGUGUGGUGGCCGUGGUACCUGUAGUGGCUGUGGAACGUAUGGUUAACCUAUAGUACCUGUGGUACCUGUAGUGGCUGUAGUAGCUGUGGUAGCUGUGGUGGCUGUGGUACCUGUGGUACCUGUGGUAGCUGUAGUAGUAGUUGUAGUACCUGUAGUAGCUGUAGUAGCUGUAGUAGCCCUGUAGUACCUGUAGUACCUGUAAUACCUGUAGUAGCUGUAGUAGCUGUAGUAGCUGUAGUACGUGUAGUAGCUGUGGUAGGUGUAGUACCUGUACUAGGUGUAGUACCUGUAGUAGCUGUAGUAGCUGUAGUACCCAUAGUACCUAUAGUACCUGUAGUAACUGUAGUAGCUGUAGUAGCUGUAGUACAUGUAGUACGUGUAGUAGCCGUAGUAGCUGUAGUACGUGUAGUAACUGUGGUAGGUGUAGUACCUGUAUUAGGUGUAGUACCUGUAGUAGCCGUAGUACCUAUAGUACCCAUAGUAGCUGUAGUAGCUGUAGUAGCUGUAGUGGCUGUAGUACGUGUAGUAGCCGUAGUACCUGUAGUAGCUGUAGUACCUAUGGUACCUAUCGUACCUGUUGUAGCUGUAGUAGCUGUAGUAGCUAUGGUACCUAUACUACCUGUAGUACCUGUAGUAGCUGUAGUAGUAGUUGUAGCACCUGUAGUAGCCCUGUAGUACAUAUAGUACCUGUAAUACCUGUAGUAGCUGUAGUAGCUGUGGUAGGUGUAGUACCUGUACUAGGUGUAGUACCUGUAGUAGCUGUGGUACCCCAUGGUACCUGGGUACCUGUAGUGGCUGUGAGUAAAUGUAGUACGUGUAGUAGCCGUAGUAGCUGUGGUACGUGUGGUGGCUGUGGUGGGUGUAGUGGCUGUGGUGGGUGUAGUGGCUGUGGUGGGUGUAGUAGCUGUGGUGGGUGUGGUACCUGUAGUGGGUGUGGUACCUGUGGUAGCCGUAGUACCUGUAGUAGCUGUGGUACCUAUGGUACCCAUAGUGGCUGUAGUAGCUGUAGUGGCUGUGGUGCGUAUGGUAGCCGCAGUGGCUGUAGUGGCUGUAGUGGCUGUGGUGGCUGUGGUACCUAUGGUACCUAUGGUACCCUAUGGUGCCUAUCGUAGCCCUAUUGUGGCUGUGGUGGCUGUAGUGGCUGUAGUGGCUGUGGUGCGUGUAGUGGUCGUGGUACCUGUAGUAGCUGUAGUGCCUGUGGUGCCUGUAGUAGCUGUGGUACCUAUGGUACGUGUAGUGGCUGUAGUGGCUGUGGUACGUGUGGUAGCCGUGGUACCUGUAGUAGCUGUAGUACGUAUGGUACCUAUAGUACCUGUAGUACCUGUAGUAGCUGUAGUAGCUGUAGUAGCUGUAGUACCUGUAGUACCUGUAGUAGCUGUAGUACCUAUAGUACGUGUAGUACCUGUAGUACCUGUAGUAGCUGUAGUAGCUGCAGUACUUGUAGUAGCUUUAGCAGCCGUAGUACCCGUAGUACCUGUAGUACCUAUAGUACCUGUAGUAGCCGUAGUAGCUGUAGUAGCUGUAGUACCCGUAGUAGCUGUAGUACCUGUAGUAGCUGUAGUAGUUGUAGUACCUGUAGUAGCUGUAGUACCUGUAGUACCUGUAGUUCGUGUAGUAGCUGUAGUACCUGUAGUACCUGUAGUAGCUGUAGUAGCUGUAGUAGCUGUAGUACGUGUAGUAGCCUUAGUACCUGUAGUAGCUGUAGUACCUAUAGUACCUAUAGUACAUGUAGUACCUAUAGUACAUGUAGUACCUAUAGUACAUGUAGUACCUGUAGUACCUGUAGUAUGUGUAGUGGGUGUAGUAGCUGUAGUACCUAUAGUACCUAUAGUACAUGUAGUACCUAUAGUACAUGUAGUACCUAUAGUACAUGUAGUACCUAUAGUACAUGUAGUACCUGUAGUACCUGUAGUAUGUGUAGUGGGUGUAGUACCUGUAGUAUCUGUAGUGUCUGUAGUAGCUGUAGUAGCUGUAGAACCUGUAGUAGUUGUAGUACCUGUAGUAGGUGUAGUAGGUGUAGUACCUGUAGCAGCUGUAGUAGCUGUAGUAGCUGUAGUAUCUGUAGUAGGUGUAGUAGCUGUAGUAGCUGUAGUAGGUGUAGUACCUGUAGUCCCAUUAGUAUCUGUAGUACGUGUAGUAGGUGUAGUAGCUGUAGUAGGUUUAAUAGGUGUAGUACCUGUAGUAUCUGUAGCAGUUGUAGUAGCUGUGGUAUCUGGAGUACCUGUAGCAGCCUUAGUAGGG